AUGCCAAUUUACUCCUGGCCAGAAUCCCUGCAAACAGAUGAGGUAAUCAAGUCCAAGGAUAUUUUGGAUUUUUUGACUUCAAACCCAGAAAUCAAAGACCAAUUAUUCUCUAUGGCAGACACAGACCCACCGACCUCCUCCAGUCUCGAAGAGUUAAACAUGAAAAAGACUAAUGGCAUGACCAAAGCCUCAGUCUCGACCCCGACCAGAGACUUUGUUGCUGAAGAGUUUGGCUUCAAGAUGGAUAGUAAGGUCCUGACCGAAGCCUCAGUCUCGACCUCGACCACAGAACUUGUUUCUGAAGAGACCAGUUUCAAGGUGGACAGAACCAUAUGCGGCCACCGUAGGAAUGGAAAGCAUACAGGUGACGCCGACUGGUCACACGAACUCCAGGCCUGGAAGCACCGUGACGGAACUAAAACUGAUGGAGGUUCAGGUGUUGCUCUUUUCAGUUCUUUUAGAGAUGCAACCAUCUUCAACGUACAAAGUCAUCAAAUCAUGAGUCGUGGACAUUUAACCCACAAUCCGAGGCCUAACAACAAGUCAAGCCAGCUUGCAAGCCUUCUGAGCUUGGCAAAAGCUAUGCUCAAGUUUAUUCAAGUCCAAGCUGAGCUUAAGGUUAAAACUCCAUACUUCUCUAUUCAGCCUAUCUCAAGCCUCAACAUCUUAGGCUCAGUCUCAAGAGCCUGGCAUAGUUCUCCUAACUUAUCCAUAACAUUACCAGGCCGGCAGACAUCAUGGUUUGGUCAAAUAUUAUAG
Messenger RNA from Fraxinus pennsylvanica, 759 nucleotides. The record is from the annotation of a GenBank genome assembly. NCBI's taxonomy places the organism in Eukaryota, Viridiplantae, Streptophyta, Magnoliopsida, Lamiales, Oleaceae.